UCUUUAUAUGCUUUAUAAAAGUAGUGUUCAUUUAAAUCAGAGAAUAAGUGUAAUUUUUGCUUCAAAAUUGUACAUUUCCUUUUUCACCCAGAAUGCGACACAUUUUUAUUUACAUGUGUUUCUUAUUAGGUAUAUAUGCUAAGAAAGGUCCAGACUUAUGUGAUAAAUAUCAGAGAUGUCUUGAAGAACUGAAAGCGUUCACACAGGUUGACGUAUUCUACAUUUACAAUUCACUAGAAGAAUCUCUGGAAGCAUGUAGCGCAGCAAAGGAUGCAUAUUUAUGUGUAGCAUCUGCUCCUAAGAAGUGCAAAAAGUCUUAUGACAAGGAAGACGUCAGGCUGAGUCCUGUAUUUAAGGGAAGUUUGUAUUUGCUUCGAGAUUUUUGCGGAUUCCGUUCCAGAAGAAGACCUUGCUGCGCCUUAAGGACGAGUUACCUGGAACAUAAAAGCUGUUACAAACGUGUACGGAAGCAACUGAAUGAGUGCAACGACAAAUACAGAACGUCUUUGGAGCUGAUUAUGGGAAUGCAGCACUUACAGGAGCAAAAGGAAGAAAGAUACUGUUCCAUGAGGUGGUUUUCCAAAUGCGUAAAAAAGGCGACAAUGCAACUUUGCGGCAGACCUGCAGCUAAAAUUAUGAAAGCUUAUGCAACGAAAGUGGGAAUGCACCAUAGAUCGUUAUAUCAAAAGAAUAAGGGAUGCAGUACACAAUUAUUUGGAUAUCAGAAAAUAUCUGAAUCCUUGUGUCAGCAAAAUAAUUUUGACAGGUGCUAUGCUCAUCUGCAUUUUAGUCAUGAACCUGCUCUUAGUGACGAUCAGAUGACAGAAGGAGAAGAAUUUCUAGCCGUUUGUAGACGCAUACAUGAUUCCUUCGAAUGCCUAACAAGGACAUUUAAAAGAUGUUUGUAUAACACUCAACGUCAGAGAUUCGAGAAAAUGAUUGAUGAUGAUAUGCUGGAAAGAAACUAUGCUUGUCCUGUGGACACAAAAGUAGCAGACGAUUACCAAAGCCGAUCUCACUGCUUAUCCGAAAUCAAACCUCAGAUGCUGCAGUGCAAGCAAGUGCUCGAGAAUCCGACCCUGUAUACAAACCAUACGCUUCCUUUUGAAUUCUACAAUCGUUUCUUUUGUCAAUUCAUCUACUCUCUGGCUGAUUGCGUGGAAGGCACAGCAAGCAAAAGCUGUGGUAGGAAGGCUAAAUCUGUCGUUCACAAGGUCAUUCAAAUGGCUGCUUCUAAUUUAUUAUUAAAAUGCAUGAGUUAAAAAAAAUUAUUUUCUGUUUAAAAUAUUUCUUAGAAGAGGGAAAACCAAGAACCUCAUUUCAUUAUUUGUACAUGAAGAAACUGUUAUUGUUAUUUGUUCAAAGUGCAUUGAAAUGUGCUUUCGUAUGAAAUAAACAAUCAUAAAAUA
Messenger RNA from Stegodyphus dumicola, 1409 nucleotides. RefSeq lists its product as uncharacterized. The record is from RefSeq and is a predicted model, not a curated record. Lineage: Eukaryota; Metazoa; Arthropoda; Arachnida; Araneae; Eresidae.